AUGAGAACAUGGACCCAUGCUGCUGCCGGGAUUCCCGCCGCAAGAGCCGCCGCAUUGCUCGGCGUGCUCCUGCUCCUCUCCUCCGCGCACCCGGCGCGGUCGGAGCGCCUCCUCGGGUCGCUGCUGCGAUUCGGACGUGAGUUCGCCGCGACGCGUCUCAAAUGGCAUACUAAUAAAGACAUGCCUAUUCCUUCGCUCACGCGUCUCCCUCCAGAACCCGAUCCGCGCAUCGAUAUCUACGAUUCCGAAGCAGAUGCGAUCGACGGCGCCAGUCUCGACCUGCCACGUGGCCCGCCGGAGCUGUCGGACCCGGAGCUCCGGGUGAGGUUCGGCACCGUAGCACGACGCAAGGAGUCGUGGCUCGGCAGAGCGAUGGACAUGGACGAGGCGUGGGCGGCGUGGGACAAGGCUGUCGGAUGUGCCGCCUUCCGAACCAAGCACGCAGAUCUCAUCGCCCAGUACCAGAACGACACGUGGCCCCAGAGCAGCAGCUUCCAGGAUGCUUCUUCCCUGCCGUGCUCUGCUCUCAAGUUGCCUCAUGUCGCCAUUCAGGGCGAAUUACCCCGAGAUAUUCCAAACCACCCGAGCAGCACAGGGGCGGGAGGCAGGCCCCUAGUGGUGCAAAUGGACAUGGAGGGGCAUGGGGGCGGGGAAGGGCGGCCAGGGCAUAGUGCCGAUGGUCGUGGUAGUGGCAGCACUGGCAGCAGCAGUGGUAACAGUAAUGGCAGUGAUAGGGGCAGCAGGGGCAGCAGGGUUGGGGCGGACGUGAUGGUGGGGUAUGGAGCGGGUGCAGAUGUGCAGGUGACGUAUGCGGGGCAGCUGGAGCAUGCCGAUCGCAACCGCCAUGUGUCUGGCGUCAAGCGAAAGUCACCGCCUCUCAUCCACGCAGCAUCUCGCCCGUCCAGCUGGCGCGAGCGCAUUGGAGCACUGAUGAGGCGCAUGGCGCACAGCAUAGGCAGCCGCAGCAACAACAUGAAGGAGGAGGAGGCAGACGUGCUGGACACCUAUAGCAUGUGCCAAUAUUUCGGGGCACAUGGUCAGAGGGCGAACCUGGAUGGCGGGCACGCGCGCAACAAGACGGGCCAAGGUGGGAGCACGGGCACGCGCGAGGGUGAGUCUGCAGCAGCAGCAGCAGGACAGAGAGGGAGGGGGAAGGGAGCAUCGGGAGGAGAGGCAGGAGGGGAUGGGGGAGGAGGAGGAGGAGGAGGAGGAGGAGGAGGAGGAGGAGGAGGAGGAGGAGGAGGAGGAGGAGGAGGAGGAGGUGGUGGUGAUGACAAUGGUGGUAAGGAGGCAGCAGAGGAGGCUCGGCAGGAAGCUGAGAUUGCAAGGAGGCCCAUGAGAGGAAUUCGCACAGGAGGGGGGGGAGUGUGGGGGAGGAGUGAGGAGAGCUGGGAGGAGGAGGAGGAUGCAGGGGUGGGGAUGCGGGGCGGGGGGCACAAGGACUGGUGGGACCACUUACACUGCGUACAGUCACACUACCUGUUCAACCUCGUUAUAGAGUCACGCGAGGAGCGCGGCUUCGUGACUGAGAAAUUCUUCCAUGCGUUAGAAGCAGGUACAGUGCCGGUGUACUAUGGGGCGCCGGACAUAGACAGCUUUGCCCCUCCAGAUUCGUUCCUGAACGCCGAUUCAAUGCAUCGGGACGAACUGCGGCACACCAUAGUGGCGGCUGCCGAGGACCCCGUCAAAUACGCCAACUUCCACGCCUGGCGCAGUGCUCUCCCCUCCUUCCCCGCCGUCCGCGCGCCCUUCCCCCACCGCCCGCAGGUCAACGAGGCCGCCAAGCGCGUAUCCAAGCCCCCGCGCUCCUCCGCGCCGCUCUCCCCCUCCGCGGCCGCCACCCCCGUCGCGUCCUCUUCCCCCUCCUCCUCCCCCUCGUCCGCGUCCCUCGCGGUCUCCGCGCUCGACCGCGCGCCCUCCUUCCUCCCCGAGCCCGCCGUGUGGCGCCUCCACGCCAUUGCGCGCGUGGCUGCGCGCGCGGGGCUCUCCCCCUCGCUCAGGCGGAACUACCGCACCGUGCGCAAGGCGGUGCUAGAGGAAUCCCUGAAGCAGCUGGCAGCGGGUCGCUUCGACCCUCGGCUGGUGCCGACACUCGACUGGGAUGAGCUGGCAGCGCGGGUGGACCUGUGGAAGGCGUAUGCGCGAAGGGGCGUGCGCGUGCUGCUCGCCGCUGAGAGGAAGCUCUGUGAACGGGUCUUUGACACCGUCGAGGACAGCGAGCAGUGCUUUGCGGAGACGGCAAAGGGCAGCAUGGGGCGGCUGUUUGACUUCGUGGAGGCCUUUGCGGCGGGGCACAAGGCGCCUGAGCGCCUCUUCGCCAUGCUCGACAUCUACGAGACGCUGCAGGAGCUGCAGCCGGAUUUCAACGCGGUUGUGUGCGGCAACGGCGCGUGCCGGAGCGUGCGAAACGAGCUAUCGGUCGUGCUGAGCUACGUGGGCGUGGCAGUGAGAGGCAUUCUCGCUGACUUCGAGCGAAACAUAGAGCAGGAGGACAGCCGGCCCCCUCCCGCCGGCUCCGUGCACGGGCUCACCAGCUACGUUGUCAACUACCUGGGCUUGCUCUUUGAAUACAGUGACACUAUUAAUAAGCUGUAUAGCAGCAGUGGGAACGCGGUGGUGGUGCCGGUGCCGAAGCUGCUUCGGCUGAGGUCGGACGAGGAGGAGGAGGAGGAGUUUGAGGAGGAGGAGGUGCAGGGGGAGGAGGAGGGGGAGGAGGGCGGAGUGGUGGGGGAGGAUGGGAAGCGGUACUGGGGGGAGCCGCAGGAGGAGUAUCGGGAGGUGGGACGGAAGAUUCGGGGGAUUCUCAAGGUGUUGGAGGCGAAGCUUCUGGGGAAGGCGCUGACGUACCGGGAUGCAGGGCUGGCGCAUUUUUUCAUGAUGAACAACGUGCAGUACAUCGCACGCAAGGUGAAGGGGUGUGAGCUGCGCAUGCUGGUGGGGGACGACUGGAUCAGGGACCGGGCAGACACAGUGCAGCAGCAGGCAAGCGACCACAUCAGGGUGGCCUGUGUAUUCCUAAAGUCAGACGUCUCUCUUUCAUCCUCUCCUCUCCUCCUGUACUGCGCAGGUGAAGGGGUGAAAGGCUGUGAGCUGCGCAUGCUGGUGGGGGACGACUGGAUCAGGGACCGGGCAGACACGGCACAGCAGCAGGCGAACGAGUACCUGAAAGUGGCGUGGAACCGCGUGGUGGCGCCGCUCAGAGAGGUUCCCACCACCUCCUUCCUCAACCCCAAGGGCUCCCUCAAGGUAAUCCCGAGGCCGCCCUCAAGGUAA
Molecule: messenger RNA, 3273 nt
Organism: Closterium sp. Naga37s-1
Lineage: Eukaryota; Viridiplantae; Streptophyta; Zygnematophyceae; Desmidiales; Closteriaceae
Source: the annotation of a GenBank genome assembly